Messenger RNA from Penicillium brevicompactum, 1596 nucleotides. It is a transcript of the gene agm1, whose product is annotated as phosphoacetylglucosamine mutase PCM1. The coding region runs from base 1 to 1596 and encodes 531 amino acids. Lineage: Eukaryota; Fungi; Ascomycota; Eurotiomycetes; Eurotiales; Aspergillaceae. Gene Ontology annotation, molecular function: phosphoacetylglucosamine mutase activity; magnesium ion binding. The transcript is spliced from 7 exons. Gene Ontology annotation, biological process: UDP-N-acetylglucosamine biosynthetic process; carbohydrate metabolic process. The record is from RefSeq and is a predicted model, not a curated record.
AUGGCCUCCCAAGCUGUCAAGAAAGCCAUUACCGAGGCGGCGUUGCAGUACAAAAAGCCCGAGGGCAAGGUCUUUGAAUAUGGCACCGCAGGGUUUCGCAUGAAAGCCUCUCUGACCUGGUGGGCUAUAACCAGUGACCUCCUCAACACCGUGGUUUUUGCUGUGGGCUUGCUUGCAAGCUUGCGCUCAAAAAAGCUCAGCGGACAAUGGAUCGGUAUUAUGAUUACCGCCAGUCACAACCCCGCGGAGGACAAUGGUGUCAAGUUGGUUGACCCGAUGGGUGAGAUGCUCGAAGCUGAAUGGGAGGCAUACGCAACAAGAUUGGCCAAUGCCCCAUUGGAUAAGAUUGCAGAUGUCUACGACGAGCUUGUCAAGGAGAUUGAUGUGAAGGUCACCAACCCUGCCCGCGUGGUCUUCGCCCGUGACACCCGUGCUUCCGGCUCCCGCCUGGCUGGCGUGCUCAACGCCGCUCUGACCGCCACCGAUGUCGAGUUUGUGGACUUCAAGUUCAUGACCACCCCUCAGCUGCACUAUGUUGUCCGCUGUAAGAACACCCUGGGCACACAAUAUGAGUACGGUGAGCCCACCGAGCAGGGAUACUAUGAGAAGCUUGUCAACUCCUUCCAGAAGGUGAUGCGGGGUGUCAAGGUCCAGGGCUCCUUGACCGUUGAUUGCGCCAACGGUGUCGGUGGCCCCAAGCUGCGGGAGCUCAUGAAGACCCUUACCGGAAUUGACAUCAAGGUUGUGAACGACGACGUGAUCAACCCCGAUGCCUUGAACUUCGACUGUGGUGCCGAUUACGUUAAGACCAAGCAGCGUGCUCCUCCUUCAUCAAAGGCCGGCACCCUUGAUCGCUGUGCCUCCCUCGACGGUGAUGCCGAUCGUCUGGUGUACUACUUCCAGGAUGAAAGCAACGUUUUCCGUCUUCUCGACGGAGACCGUAUCGCCACCCUCGCAGCCUCUUUCAUCGGUGACCUUGCCCGCAACGCCGGCAUCGCCUCCAAGCUGAAGAUCGGUGUGGUGCAGACCGCCUACGCCAACGGCUCCAGCACAGACUACAUUGAGAAAGUCCUCAAGCUCCCCAUCAUCUGCACCAACACCGGUGUGAAGCACCUUCACCACGCAGCCCUGCGCUUCGACGUCGGUGUUUACUUCGAGGCCAACGGCCACGGCACCUCUCCCGCACAGCAGCACGCCCUCGAGAGCCUCCAGGCUCUGACCGACCUGAUCAACCAGGCCGUCGGUGAUGCGCUGUCUGACAUGCUCCUUGUCGAGGCCAUCUUGGCUCACAAGGGCUGGUCUCCCAAGGAGUGGCUCGGUACCUACACCGACCUGCCUUCCCGUCUUGUGCGUGUCGAAGUCAACGACCGCUCUAUCUUCAAGGCUUAUGAUGCCGAGCGUAAGCUCGAGUCUCCUGCUGGUCUGCAGGGCACUAUUGAGUCCCUCCAGUCCCGCUAUAACAAGGGCCGUAGCUUUGCCCGUGCCAGUGGAACUGAGGAUGCUGUCCGUGUUUAUGCUGAGGCUGCUAGCCGCUCUGAGGCAGAUGAUCUCGCUACCCGCGUUGCCAACGCCGUCAGUGAGGCUGGCAGCGCUUAA